Molecule: messenger RNA, 2682 nt
Organism: Capsicum annuum
Lineage: Eukaryota; Viridiplantae; Streptophyta; Magnoliopsida; Solanales; Solanaceae
Product: probable ubiquitin-conjugating enzyme E2 33
Exons: 11
Coding region: 494-997 (167 amino acids)
Source: RefSeq, a predicted model, not a curated record
AGUGGAUUAAUUGAGAUGUGUACAAGUUGACUGGACACUGCCGUUAUUAACAAAAUGUGAAAUUAUUGGCUUGUUUACAUUACGAAAUUUGGGAGUCUAGAAGAAACUCUUUAAAAUAUAUUCUGAUGCUCCUUGUUUAUUAUUUUCUCAGAAAAUACAUGUUGCUCACUUCCCUUUGUAAGCUUCCUCUAGCCUUCAACUCUUGGUUCCACCACUGUUCCCAAUUGCUACUGAGAAGUGAGAACAGAUUUAGCUGGCUUUGCCUACUUUUUGUUCAUGCAUUUUUUUCUUGUGGACUUAAUAGUCUUUUUUGGGCACUUCUCCACCUGAAAAUGUAAUGCCUUGCAUGUUCUAUGUUUCAUAAAUAAUGGAAUUCCUGGGUUUGUUAAGCAUCUCAUAUGUUUACAGGGUGUUUUAUUUCUUUGGUGGUCAAGAGGAUAAGGAAAGCUUUUCAGCAUUAUCUCUUAGUUUCAAUAUAUUUUGAGGCUUAGACAUGGCAGAAAAAGCAUGUGUAAAGCACCUUCAGAAGGAAUAUAGAGCACUUUGUAAAGAACCUGUCUCCCAUAUUGUGGCCUGCCCUUCUCCAAAUGAUAUCCUUGAGUGGCAUUAUGUUUUGGAGGGGAGUGAAGGAACACCAUUUGCAGGUGGAUAUUAUUAUGGGAAGAUCAAGUUUCCUCCAGAAUAUCCAUUUAAGCCUCCAGGGAUCAGUAUGACUACUCCAAACGGAAGAUUCAUGACACAAAAGAAAAUCUGCUUAUCUAUGAGUGACUUCCAUCCAGAGAGCUGGAAUCCAAUGUGGUCUGUGUCAAGCAUACUCACAUUUAUGAUGGACAAUAGUCCUACCACAGGCAGUGCAUCAACAACAGUUGCUGAGAAAGAGAAACUCGCUAAGGCAUCUCUGGCUUUUAAUUGUAAAUAUAUGAACAGCAGCAGAGCUCCAAUCGCAGCCUGUUCCAGAGCAGGCAUAAUCCAUGCCAGCUGGAGCAGAAACGUCUAGACCCUUGUUGGAAGAGCAUGGAAAUUCCACAAAGGAUGAAGUGAAUAGAGUGAAGCCUCUAAAAGACGUUAAAAACCAGCAGAGGAAAUCUUGUCCAACUUGGUGGUUGCUGUUGCUAGUUUCAAUUUUUGGUGUUGCAAUGGCCCUGCCUCUGCUUCAGCUUUGAUGAUUGGAAUCUUGUUUUGUGUACUUACUAUGGUGAAGAACAGACACCCUAUAUAUCGCAGUGGAUAUGUAGUCCUGAUAUUUAACCUAAUUUUACAGGUUUUUGAUUUACGAUCUAACUAAUCUCUUAAUCUAGCUAGUGCAAGUCAGUAGAAAGACAACAUAAUGCGCUUUUAUUGUGAAGGGCUCGGAGUUGCAGGAGGCAUCCUUUGCUUUUUCCGUUCAUUGUUUGAAAAUGUGGGUUUAUUCUUUUUUUUUUUUGGCAAGUGUAGUUAAAGGUCGAGCCAUGGUAAAAGUGCGUAAAGUCCAUGGUUCUUUCUGGCAAAAUUAUCUGGAUCUGGUAUAGUGUGAAAAUAGUGAUCCUUUGGCUGACUAAACCAAUUAUUUCGUGACAAGCCCAUGCAUGGUUUUGUUUAUACUUGUUCACUAAAAUCUGAGUUUUUCUAAUGGUAAAACAAUGAAAAGGAUAAUUUAUUAUUUAUUACCAUUUAACAUAUGGUAAUUAUGUAAACAGAGAUGAAAAUCCAAUACAAGUGCUUCCAUUAUUAGUAAGAGCCAUGCUUGAACCAUGACUCCCAUAUCAACCCAUCUUUUCUUCACUAGGUAAUUAUAAAACCCUCUAGCCUUAAACUCCACUCCGAAAAUUGCGCCGUUAAAUUCCCAUCUUAGUACACACAUUUUAUUUAUUUAGAAAUAAAUAUAGUAUAUAGUCUAUGCAGUGGAGACAAGAAAUCAGAAGUUCACAAAAAGUUCCUACUUUUGCUAUUUAAUUACUCCAUGAGAUAUGAUUAGUCUCUCCUACUCUUGUUACCAACUUCUUAAGAUUAAUUUCUUCAUGAAUUUAAAUCCCCACUUCACUCCAGAGGAGCUCAAGAGUCCACUGAAGCAGCUCUUUUACUAGGAGCAAAGGAUGAACAAGUUUCCCAUAUACCCAAAAUAUGAAGCUGGGGACUAUUGUGGCUACGAGUUUGAUCCUCAGACUGACUAUACGGAUUUCUUGUCAGAAGCAAGAAAACAUGUAUCUGAAGGGAGCCUACAAGUUCUGUUGAAUUGAGAAACAACAAUUUUGAAAAUGAUGUAAAGAAAACUUGCAAGAAGUCAUGGAGCAAGUUCUCUGUUUUCAUGGCUGAAGACUGAUAAAAAGAAGAAUCAGAGGAUCAGAGAAACUUCAAAAGGCUCCACCAUUAACAAGCCGAGCGUGGAUGUGUCUCUGGUCCAAUGCCAGGAAUCAGUGGGCCGGGUACUAUAGCUGGCAAGCCUAAUAAGCCUUUGUCUGGACACCUCACAAGUCUGUUCAGUUCAAUGAACAGAGUGGACAAUGAAAUACCUUAUCUAUGUCUUAAGAAGGUUAAGGAUAGUACUGCUGAUGUUCAAUCUUAUGGACCUGUUUAUCUAGCAACUUAGGAUUGCAAAGGGUAGGUUUAAUUUAGCUGCUAAAGGUAUGUGUGAAUUUAUGUGUUUUAAAUUCCAUUUGUGUGAGGUGAAUGCUAACAAAUAUCAUUUGCAUUUGUUGCAUGGAA